Molecule: messenger RNA, 2658 nt
Organism: Acanthopagrus latus (yellowfin seabream)
Lineage: Eukaryota; Metazoa; Chordata; Actinopteri; Spariformes; Sparidae
Gene: fam49al
Product: family with sequence similarity 49 member A, like
Exons: 11
Coding region: 462-1436 (324 amino acids)
Biological process (GO): regulation of actin filament polymerization
Molecular function (GO): small GTPase binding
Source: RefSeq, a predicted model, not a curated record
CAGCCAGAGGACAAAGACGGAUAUGUAAAUAACACGAGCAUAUCUUAUGCUCUUUAUACCAACAAACACACCCGGCAGAGCAGUAUCCUGUUCUGCAAACAGCUUGAAACAAAAAAAAAAAAAACACAAAGAGCAGCAUCAAGCGCACAGACCAAAUAGAGAAAACCACAGGGCUUUAAAUAGAUGGCUGAAAAAGAGAAGUGUGAAGUGGACAGAGAUACACAGAGAGCGGCAGAGGGAGAAAGGGCGAGAGCAGAAGUUUACAUCAGUCUCCAAGAAAAGCAGAGUGGCGACCAGUGCCGCCCGUGGGACUGCAGCCAUCGCUCCGAGCGCCGCUAACCUGGGAUUUAUUCGCAGCGACGGUUUCACAAAGCAGUGAAGAUAAAAGACAGGACGGGGGAGAAGAAUCUGAGGGAUAAAGAUAAAGGAAGAGGCGACUUACUGGGAAAAGAGGGGGGCUCAUGGGAAACCUCCUGAAAGUGCUGGCUUGCGCCGAACUUGAGCAUGGCCCAAUAGUUUUCCUUGACUUUGAACAUGCCCAGCCCACGGAGGCAGAGACAGCCGUGUGGAACCAGGUCAGCGCUGUGCUGGAGGAGGCUCAUGGGAUCCUCGCCGAGCUGCAGUCCUAUAAUGGCGCGGGCCAGGAGAUACGAGAAGCCAUCCAGAACCCGGGCGACCUCGCUCUUCAGGAGAAGGCCUGGAACGCAGUCUGCCCCCUGGUGGCCAAACUGAAGCGCUUCUACGAGUUUUCCCUCCGACUGGAGAAUGCUUUGCGCAGCCUGCUGGAGGCGCUGACCAGCCCGCCGUACGCUCCCAUGCAGCACCUGGAGAGAGAGCAGGCCCUGGCCAAACAGUUCGCUGAGAUCCUUCAUUUUACACUCAGCUUUGAUGAACUAAAGAUGACAAAUCCAGCCAUUCAGAAUGACUUCAGCUACUACAGGAGGACCAUAAGCAGGAACAGGCUGAACAACCAGCAGCUGGAAGCGGAGAACGAGGUUAACAACGAGAUGGCCAAUCGGAUGUCCCUGUUCUACGCUGAAGCAACACCAAUGCUGAAGACUCUGAGUAAUGCCACCACCAAGUUUGUUUCAGAGAAUAAGACCCUGCCCAUCGAGGACACCACAGACUGCCUGAGCACCAUGGCCUGUGUGUGCCGUGUCAUGCUGGAGACUCCGGAGUACCGCUGUCGGUUCACCAACACAGACACUAUGCUGUUCUGCAUGAGGGUGAUGGUGGGAGUCAUUAUUCUCUACGACCACGUUCACCCUGUCGGGGCUUUUGCCAAGACCUCCAAAAUCGACAUGAAGGGCUGCAUCAAGGUGCUGAAAGAACAGCCGUCCAACAGUGUGGAGGGGCUUCUGAACGCACUGAGGUAUACGACACGGCAUCUAAAUGAUGACAGCACCUCCAAACAAAUCAGGGCCCUCCUGCAAUGAGAGAGAGGAGGAGAGGGAGGAGAGGAGGAGGAGGAGGAGGAGGAAGAAAAAGAAAGUGGGAGGAGGAAACAAACGCCAGUGGCUGAUAAACCUGUUUGUUUACAACGAACAAAGAAAAAUCAUCUCCAGGUUAAGAACAACCUGCUGGUAAUAAGAAGAGGAAAAUAAUUAUAUAUAUUGUCAGCUGUCCAUCAUUCUGUCUCUCAUUUUGUAAAGUAAGAAAAGAGAAAAAAAAAAGCCAGAAAUGAAAAUAUAGAUAUAUAUUAAAACGAGUGAAACACAAGCAGCAGAUGAAAAAUAAGUAGGAUUAAAGAGGAAGCUAUAUUGCAAAAUUUAAGGUCAGAACUGAAAAUGUACAAAAAAAGAAAAAAGACAAACAAAAAAAAAACAAGGGUUCAUGUUCCAGCAGUAGUCUGACAAGUAUUUUUGCACACACUUUGAAAACAACGCCAUCUCCUUUCCCCUGAAAUCUGAUCCCAAACUGAUCCCUGUGCUCCCCUCACACACUCAGAUUAACCGGGUGGGUUUCUAAGCUCUCGAGGUGUUGCAGAUCUCCCUCAGCUGCACCGACCUCCACCUGCAGGUGAUUUAUGGAGCAAUGUGAUGGAUACUCUCCGGAGAUUUGCCUCUGCCUGCUUUCUUUUCUGCAUCGGUGUGGCUGAGGGAAAGGAGGCAAAGAUGUAAGGAAUCCAUAGUCUCCCUGAUUUCUCCUUUGUUAUCCAUCACCCUCAUGCCUAUUCCCAUCCACCCAUCCAACCAUCGGACAUGUGGUUUUUCCUUGGCACACACACAAAAAAAACUCCAUCCAUGCCGUGUGCCCUUACGCUGUGUUUGUUCCGGCACAAAACAUCCUGCGAGUGUCUGGCUUUACUUGAACAGUAUCGUUCACUCUCUCUCUCUCUUUCUUCAUGGUGCUAAUGUGGUUUAGAUAUCACAGUACUAGCUUGUUAGAAAUGAUUACAAAAAGGGUUCCUUCGUUGCUUUUUUGCACUAAUAAGUCUCACACUUGGGGGGGGGGGGGGGGAAUUUCACAUUAGUGCACAAACAGGAAUGAACGACCUGUAAGAUCCAAAAAAACAAAAGGCAUUCUAGAAAACCACAGCACACUUACUUCUUCACCCAGUGCCAAAGCUGAUUGGUUUUUGCUUUUAUUACAUCAUCAAGCCAGGCUCGAAAAAAAAGUAUGCUUGUAGUCUUGUGAAACAUCACUGAUCAUCAGUUA